CUCACUCUCAGAGGGGUUCUCAUACACACUGCAGGAGCAGAACUUCCUGUACUGGGGUGGUAACUGGACGUAGAGGUCUGAGGGUGUACAGGGUCUAAAGAGACUUGAACUAGCUGGGAGCCACAAGUCAUCAUGGUUAUCCUGCUGGUCCUCACACUGAAGGUUGUCCUCCUCUUAGCUGCUGUGUGGAGUGUGCGUACAGCAGAGUUGAUCACAGUGGAAGGAUAUGAGGGGGGCAAGGCAGAGAUCAGAUGCCCCUAUAGAGAGGAGUGGAGGAGCCACCAGAAGUACCUCUGCAAAGGGGUUUGUACUGUUUUUAAUAAAGACAAAGUUAUUAAGACUGAGGCGGGGGAAAACAGUGCUUCAAGAGGGAGAUACUCGCUGAAGGACAACAGAGAGGAAAGUGUCUUCAUUGUGACCAUCACCAACCUGACGUUAAACGAUGCUGGGAGAUACUGGUGUGGAGUGGACAAAUGGGGACAAGAUAACUACAUUCAAGUCAACCUUGAAGUCUCUGAAGCAGCACCAACAAUCACCACCAAAACAGAACCUACUACAACCGCAUCAAACCCUGGUUCACCAACUCCAUCAUCCUUAGCCAUCUCACCACCAUCAUCCAUCUCAUCAACACACAAUGGAUCUGGAACAUCAGUGAUCAUCAUAGUAUCUAUGAGUCUGGUUACAUUGCUGCUUGUAGUCAGUCUGCUUAUAGUCUACAGAUGGAAAUGCAACAAGGAAACAGCUGUCUCCUCUGCACUGACGGUGAACACUGGGAUCAACAGAGAGGGUUGUGAUCRUGACUAUGAGGAAAUAAAUGACCAACCCCUACAGUCCAACAUCUACGCCAACUUACCCACAAGCCCCUCUGAAUCUCAACUAUGCCGGUGUCAACUUCCAUAAGGACCCCAGCUGCCCCAAUGAAGCCAGUGCUGUCAUUUAAGAAAGCACUUCUUCUGGUGACUAUGCCACUGUCAACAUUGGUCAAAACCCUSCCUACUCCUCCCAUCUACUCCAGUCAGCAGAAACACCUGAGUCACUGUCAACCAAUCAGAAGGGACAUACACACACUGGCAACCAAUCACAGUGACAUGUUAUUAACUAUGUGUGCCACCUCUUGAGCGGUGAGAUUUAAUUUGAGCAAACAUCUGCAUAAUCUGCUUCAUGUCCUCACAGAUGUGCUACCUUGACUACUGUCUUUCAUGUCUCUGCUCACCUUGUCUUAAUGUUUAGGUCACUUAGGCCUAAUUUGCAUGUUAAUAUCUGUUAAAAUCUAAGUAAAUAUUGGCUCACUAUAUGCAUUAUAACUGUCUUAUGGUUUUUAACACAUAAUUAAAUAGACAUAAUUAAGGGAUAAUCAAUGAGGGACUAUGCAUUCUGUGGUAAACAAUGCACGAUUUGGAAGUUGUGUGCCACCACGCACAGCGCCGUGGCACUAACCUUCCACGGAGUUGCAUUAUUUUCCAGGGAAMGCAUAGAGCCCCGAGUUGAUUAUCCCGCUUAUACCACGGCUAUAACACUUUCUGCUAGAAAUGAAAAAAUAGCUAGCUGGAAAGUUUCCUAGAURGCUACAGUAGUUACCUAACAGACUUGCUACAGUAGAUUAGCUAAGCAAACCAUCAGUCCUCCUAGCUUGCUAUUAAUGAAAAUCAAUAUUGCCAAUUAUGUUUUCAAUUUGACUUUUGCUUUCAAAAGCAGGUUAGACCCCUGGUAGUGUCAAAUAGGUAAUAGUCUCUAACCAUGGUCUCCAUUUCCCCCCACCAUGUGCCCACUAUGCCCAACAUCAUUUAAUAGUUAUUGACUCGAUACCGGUACCCUCUGUAUAUAGCCUCGUUAUUUU
This is a messenger RNA of Salvelinus sp. IW2-2015, 1837 nucleotides long. Its product is annotated as CMRF35-like molecule 5. Gene Ontology annotation, molecular function: transmembrane signaling receptor activity. The record is from RefSeq and is a predicted model, not a curated record. Gene Ontology annotation, cellular component: plasma membrane. Lineage: Eukaryota; Metazoa; Chordata; Actinopteri; Salmoniformes; Salmonidae.